UGUUGGCUCGGUUGUUAUGACUGACCGAGGCCUCGGACUAAAUUAGAGCGAAACCCCCGCCGCCGCCCCGGGACACCCGCCAUGGAGGGCAUGGACAUAGACUUGGACCCGGAGCUCAUGCAGAAAUUCAGCUGCAUGGGCACCACCGACAAAGACGUGCUCAUCUCCGAGUUCCAGAGGCUGCUGGGCUUCCAGCUGAACCCCGCCGGCUGCGCCUUCUUCCUGGACAUGACGAACUGGAACCUGCAGGCGGCCAUCGGUGCUUAUUACGACUUUGAGAGCCCCAACAUCAACGCGCCGUCCAUGUCGUUUGUGGAGGAUGUAACGAUCGGGGAGGGCGAGUCUGUGCCCCCGGACACACAGUUCACCAAGACCUGGAGGAUACAGAACACAGGCUCGGAGUCCUGGCCCCCCGGGGUGUGUCUGAAGUACGUGGGCGGGGACCAGUUUGGGCACGUGAGCAUGGUGAUGGUGCGGUCGUUGGAGCCGCAGGAGGUGGCGGACGUUAGCGUGCAGAUGCGCAGCCCGGCGGCGCCCGGCAUGUACCAGGGCCAGUGGAGGAUGUGCACAGCGACCGGCCUCUUCUACGGCGAUGUGAUCUGGGUGAUCCUGAGCGUGGAGGUGGGCGGGCUCCUGGGCGUGACACAGCAGCUGUCCUCCUUCCAGACGGAGUUCAGCACGCAGCCACACCGCAGCGUGGAGGGAGACUUCAACCCCUUCGCCUCGCCUCAGAAGAAUAGGCACCCCUCGGACGGGGGCCUGAAGGACCCGGGGGGCCCCUGGGAGGCUGCGCCCCCAGACCGAAUCCCGCAGGAUCAAAACGGACUGUCACACAGCGCUGUAAAUAUAGCAGCUAACGGCCUCCAAAACAACCUAUCAGUAGUGACGUACAGCCAGGGUAUACACGGACCCUACCCUUUUGGACAGUCUUAAAAGAGGGGGUUUGCCGUCACCAGGCAGUCGCCUUGGGGGUCACCCCAAAGAGGGGGCGAAGGGGGGGGAUCAGAGAUUUCAUACUGACAAUUGGAAGACUCCCUACACCCUCCUUCCUCCCCCAUCCCCAACCGGCAGUGACGGCGAAGACUCGGCUCUUUUAUUCCCUAUAAAUAAAUCAACCGACAUCCACAAGCACCCAAUGUACGCAUGUGUGAAUGCUAACUUAAAAAGAGUGAUAGAAGUCUUUUAAAAGAGAAGUCAAAUACACAACUUAUUUUUCUUUUUUUUUUGUUGUCACACAGUUAAGUAGACUGAUGAGCUGAAAGAGAGAGGGAGUGUUUGCUUGUUGCAUCUGUGGGUGUGUGAAUGGUGCGUUUGAGUGUGUCAGAGAACUAGCAGAGGUGAAAAGCCAUUUAAAAGUUAUUUUUGCCUGUUGAGCGAUUGGUAGUUUUUGAAUUGGUGUUGAAAUGUAUUCAAUUUUGUGUUUCUGUCCUUUCACAUUUUAACAAUAAUCUCACAGUGUAUACUGUUUGGGGUAUAUAUACUUAUGUGUAGUAGAGGUGGUUCUGUUCUGGAGCAAUGGUGUGAGUCCUGGGCCUUUUGGGCUGUAAUCUCUGCACCCCACCCCC
Molecule: messenger RNA, 1565 nt
Organism: Megalops cyprinoides (Indo-Pacific tarpon)
Lineage: Eukaryota; Metazoa; Chordata; Actinopteri; Elopiformes; Megalopidae
Product: protein ILRUN-like
Exons: 5
Coding region: 82-933 (283 amino acids)
Biological process (GO): macroautophagy
Cellular component (GO): phagophore assembly site
Molecular function (GO): ubiquitin binding
Source: RefSeq, a predicted model, not a curated record